Messenger RNA from Schistosoma rodhaini, 579 nucleotides. NCBI's taxonomy places the organism in Eukaryota, Metazoa, Platyhelminthes, Trematoda, Strigeidida, Schistosomatidae. The record is from the annotation of a GenBank genome assembly.
AUGUUAUCGCCAAAUGACUCAUUGCAACUGACGGAUGAGGAUGUGACAACAUUAAGGAAGUGCAGGCAAAUCUCAUUUUGGAGAGGCAGUGUCCCAUUCUCCAUUGGUGCUCUUAUAGCUGUUAGUGCUGCUGAUAAAUAUGGAUGGUUUUCAAAGCGUAAGAUGCUUCGAUUACCAUCUUACAUUCUUGGAGUUACCAUUGGUUAUUUCGUUGGAAAACUUAGUUACGCGGGAGAGUGUAAACGUAUGUUUCUUCAGCUUAACAAUAGUCGAAUCAAAGAUGAAAUCCUUAGAAUGGAAACUACCGGAACAUUUCAACCUACUCCUGGUUCACCUAUAAUUGUAAAUACACCUGUGGAAAAUCAUCCACCUAUGAAUUAUGAACAACGUAGACGGUUUUAUAAUAGGCAACUUGAACAAUCUACGUCUCCAUACCUCAGUUCCAAACCGCAGACAACGAUUGAAGAAGAGAAUACAACAUCCGAUAAAAGAAACUCAAACCUGUCGUACUUCGAUAAUGAUAGACCAACUAGUUCAUUUUAUUAUGAUACUGAUGUCUAUCGACCUCGAGAGGAAUAA